CUCGAACCUGGAGCCAAUACCCUUGCGCACUCCUUGUCGCAGUGCAGGACAACUACCGAGAGACUGAGGGUCAACUGUACACAAUCAGACUCUCACCAUGUGGUCCCCUGGUACACUAGUACUUCGUCCAAGACAUGCCCCAAAGCUUCAUGAGCUGGAAACAUUCAUUUUCGAGCCUCUGAAGACGUUGCUUUAGGAUUCCUUAGGAGAAACUGAUCACUCGUAAAACCCUCGUCAUGAUGGGCAUUCUCUGGUAGUGCCUAUUGGACAUCAUGGAUAGUUCCUCACUCAUAUAUCAUCCCUACCUACUUACCUUUCCUAUCAUCAUUCCUCUCCCUUGCAAGGGCGCCACGCAUGGCGCUUUUCUGCGGCUGCCAUGGGCAGACCUGUCAGUGUUUCAACCAUCUGUGCCAUUUCAAGCAUAGCGUGCUGUCACAUCUAUGGCUAGGUGCUCUCCUACCUACCUGUACCUGUGCUGACUUGAAGUGACUUUUUUGUUCCUUCCUCACCUUGGUCCUAUUUCGAUAGCAUCCAUUUCAUUACGCUUGCUAACAUAACAUCACCAGUAACGCUCGAUUCCGAGGUGGCUCAGCUAAGCCUUCUUCUGGCCCUCAAAAGAGCCCAACUGGUUCUACUGCCAGUCAGCCUCCACCGCCAGAGCUGCCUACUCAAGGGAGCCAAUCUUCCUCAGCUAGCUUAGCUCCCAAGGUCCCCCCUCUGCCUAACUCUCCUUCACUCGCUCAGACCAUUGGCAUGGAUGACUCUAGCGGCGUCAUGAGCGGCGACGAACUAAUUUCUUCCUAUCAUCUUCCUCGACCUCUCCCUCUGUGGCUCAAUGCCCAAUAUGCUAAGCACAUAGUAAAGGGUAAUUUCAUGACACUGAGCGCCCGACCCAAGACGGUCGAGCAAGGCGAGUGGAUUGCACACCAGGUUGUUGAGCAUUACCGCAACCUGUGGAAUUUUGUUAGGGUUCUCCACGAAAAGGAGGAUGAUGGUACAUCCAUCUGCAACUCUACCAGCUGCCCUCGCAUGUCUGCUGGAGCUAACCACUCUUUUACCUGGCUCAACCGUAACAGGGAGCCUGUUGAGCUUCCCGCCUAUGAGUACAUGACUCUUAUGCAGCGAUGGAUUUCUGGUAAAAUCGACGACACCAACAUCUUCCCAACGGACCCUUCUGGUGUCUCGUACGCCCACAACCCCUCCAUCACCACCACACCUUUGUCCCAACUCUCGAACCCUGGCGAGCCCGAGUACAUCGGAAAGCGAUCAGGCUUCCCUGAUAAGUUCGUCGAUAUCUGCCAGAUGAUUUUCCGACAAAUGUUCCGAGUCUAUGCUCAUCUCUACUGGGCUCAUUUCACCGAGCCAUUUUACCAUCUCAACCUGGAGAAGCAGCUCAACAGUUGUUUCUCACACUUCGUCCUGACGGCUACGGCUCUGGAUAUGCUCAAGCCCGCUGAGCUGGAGCCCAUGCAGCCUCUGAUCGAUCUUUGGGCCGCCAACGGAACUUUUCCUCCCGAGUCCAAGGCAUAUGAGUAUGCCAACAUCCGCGCCGGCGAGCGUCUUCUGCAGCUUUCCAAUGUCCCCCAAUAAGCAUGGACUAGUACCGGUGUAGCGUAACACGAGAGGCGGAGAAGUUGGGGUAUCGAUCCUGUGGAUCGACUCCCAUGUACACAAUCUGGAGGGCCUGUAUCCAGCCUGGAGUCGGAGGGUUGAUAAACCAGGCAGGUUAAAUGGGACCGCAUGAUAAAGCAUAUUCUUGCAGUAGCAAAAGAGCUGCAGACUGGAGUUCGGGGGCCACGACUUAGUGCUUCGAGGGGGGCUUGACUAUGAAGGGGACACACGACUGGUGGUAGACAUACGAACUAGGAACUUUGACGUAUCGAUGUGAGGCUUGUUUCUAGGUCCCCAAACACAAAUAGAUCUCGAAAACUGAAGCAACGUAGUGUAGAAAAUCACGAACGUGACCCAUCUUGUCAAACGAUAGAUUCCUGCUCUCAGAUUACUCAAUCCAUACCCGGGCUAAUCGAUAUCUCGUCCCGUCAUGCCUUUCAGUCAUUCUUCGAUCCC
Molecule: messenger RNA, 2067 nt
Organism: Fusarium odoratissimum NRRL 54006
Lineage: Eukaryota; Fungi; Ascomycota; Sordariomycetes; Hypocreales; Nectriaceae
Exons: 3
Coding region: 754-1590 (278 amino acids)
Biological process (GO): cell division; signal transduction; positive regulation of protein phosphorylation
Cellular component (GO): nucleus; cytoplasm
Molecular function (GO): protein kinase activator activity
Source: RefSeq, a predicted model, not a curated record